Castor canadensis (American beaver) is the source of this 393-nucleotide messenger RNA. RefSeq names its product H2A clustered histone 1 (gene H2ac1). Gene Ontology annotation, molecular function: protein heterodimerization activity; structural constituent of chromatin; DNA binding. NCBI's taxonomy places the organism in Eukaryota, Metazoa, Chordata, Mammalia, Rodentia, Castoridae. Gene Ontology annotation, cellular component: nucleosome. The record is from RefSeq and is a predicted model, not a curated record.
AUGUCUAGGCGUAGUAAGCAGAGCGGAAAGUCACGCGCUAAGGCUAAGUCUCGCUCUUCUAGAGCAGGCUUGCAGUUUCCUGUGGGCCGGAUCUACCGCCUGCUCCGCAAAGGGAACUACAGCGAGCGCAUUGGGGCUGGUGCACCAGUGUACGUGGCAGCAGUGCUGGAGUAUCUGACCGCUGAGAUCUUAGAGCUAGCAGGCAACGCGGCCCAUGACAACAAGAAAACUCGCAUUAUCCCGAGACACUUGCAGUUGGCUAUCCGUAAUGAUGAGGAACUCAGCAAGCUGUUGAGUGGCGUGACAAUCGCUCAAGGUGGUGUUCUCCCUCACAUCCAUACUGUGCUGUUGCCAAAGAAGACUGAGAAUGACCCCCAGGUUCAGGUCAAGUAG